AUUUCAUCGAGGCGCGCAUAUCGAAACUUCUUCGCGGUGUCUGUUGUGUUGUGUGCGAGUGUGUGUGUGUGUGUAUAAAAAAAAUCGAGUUUAUCUUAGUGAGCGUCGCGACGCUCGAGGAUGGUUUUGGCGCUUGUGUGCUCAUAUAAAUGGUGAUCGGUUCAGGGGCGGCAGCGCACCCCUUUCUCUCCCUCGAACUGUAGAGCGUCAUGUCGGACCAGCACCGCGGCGCUUGGGGCGACGCGAUGUGGUGGCCUGGCGUCGUCGCCGCCGCCGCCCCCGACCAGCAGGUGCAACACCACCAGCAUCUGCUGCAACAGCAGCACAUGGUCCAACAGCAGCAGCAACAACAACAACAGCACAAUCCGACCAGUACUGGCCCUCAGACCACCCACCACCAGCUAUUCUCCUAUAAAAUGGCCAGCAGUUUUCAGAGUCCCGCCACCACCGCCUCCACGACAGUUCGCGCUUCGAAUUACGAUUACAGGCUGGCGGGUGGAAACCCGCCCCCGGGGGCACCACAAACCCCACAAACACAGUGGUGGUAUCCUCCCGCGACUAUGGACAAUGCGAUGCAUGCAAUGCAACAACAAAAUAUACAACAAACGCAACAAAAUUUGCAACAACAGACUAUGACACCUGUACAGACUCCCCCUCCCCCGCAAACAGAAAAUCAGGCUAGACAAGAAGACACGCAGAGGCAACAACAGCAGCAGCAACAACAACAGCAAGAAGCCCAGCAAAGGCAUCAGGAAGCCCAACAGCGGCACCAAGAAGCCCAACAACGGCACCAAGAAGCCCAUCAACGGCAUCAACAAGAGGUGCAUAGACAGCAGGCUGAAGCACAACAGGCUGCUAUCCAACACCACCAUCAAGCAAUAGCUGAAGCUCAAGCUCGGCAACAACAAUUGCAACAGCAACAUCAACAGUUGCAACAACAACAAUUACAACAACAACAGUUGCAACAGCAGCAUCAACAGCAACAGUUACAGCAACAACAGUUGCAACAACAACAAUUACAACAAAACAACCACCAUCAACAACAACAGCAUCAGCAGGUGACGAACGUUCUAGGACAAAACCAGAUCAAAGGGAGGAUGCCGCGCGCAAAAGCCGAUUCCAGGCCCAGGGGCCGUAUGACAGCAUAUGCUUUCUUCGUGCAAACAUGUCGGGAGGAACAUAAGAAGAAACAUCCGGAAGAAAAUGUCGUCUUUGCUGAGUUUUCCAAAAAAUGCGCCGAGAGGUGGAAGACAAUGUUGGAUAAGGAAAAGAAGCGUUUCCACGAGAUGGCCGAGAACGAUAAGAAGCGUUACGACGACGAAAUGAAAAACUACACUCCUCCCAAAGGAGAAAAACAACGUGGCAAGAAACGAAAGCAAAUCAAAGAUCCUAAUGCUCCCAAACGUUCAUUGUCGGCAUUUUUCUGGUUCAGCAACGACGAACGCGCCAAAGUUAAAAGUCAAAAUCCCGAAUAUGGCGUUGGUGAUAUUGCGAAAGAGUUGGGGAGAAGAUGGGCCGAUGCCGAGCCUGAAAUGAAGAGCAAAUACGAGGCUUUGGCUGAUAAGGACAAGGCCCGCUAUGAGAAGGAAAUGACUGCAUACAAGAAGAAGAACAUGCAACAGCAAGCACCGCCGCAACCUGCUCCACAGGCCCUCCCAGUACCUGAUAACGAGGAAGAAAAUGAUGAUGAUGAAGAAAUCGAAGAGGAUGAAGACGAGUAAGCGAAUCGCAGCGGCGAUUCGACAUUUUUUCAUUACCUCGUCAUUAAAAAGUAAUCGCCUUCAUUCCUUAAAUGUACAUAAUGCAUAUUAGCAGUGUCCUCGUGUUCUCAUUUACUAUUAUAAUGAUUAUUUUUUUAAAUUACCUGCGUCUGAGAGAGUACUUACAUGCAAACUGAACUGUAUGAGUGAUCAAAUAGCGAAAGUGCUCCAUUUUCUUUCUCAUAGUCGCCGUGUAAAGUGUUUAUUGUAACUUUUCGUUUUAGAUUUCUGUAAUGCGUUGGUUAAUUAUUAUUACCUCAAUAAGUGACGCAACGGGUUCAAAAUAAAUUCAAUCAGCAGCGACAAACAAUUGGUUUUUCUAUUGACACCCAAUACCACUUACGUACCGAAAAAUCGUUUGUUGGCUGCCCUGUUAAUUUAUUUAUGCUGUAGUUUUUAAGUUGUAAGUAUCUCUAGUAUGAAAUGAAACCACUACCCUGUAAUUAUAAGGCAGAGCAGAAUAUUUUUAUUAUCAUUUGACUUGUUAAUAUAGUUAUGUGUUGAUAACCAAAGUGCAGUGUUGUACGCUGUUUCGACUGCCCCAAAUGUACAUUACAAUGGACAAUAUUAAGACAAGUUUGCGUCCUUUCCGUUUGUUUCUUUGGAAGGCAGUUUUCGUCAUUUUUAAACCUGUUGAUAAUUUCUCAAUUCCCGUCACCCUAACAAAGGGAAUGCAAAAUGUGACGUGAAAUGUUCAAAUAGUUGUAUUAUUUUACUUGUGUUAAGGAAAAUUCAUGGCGGAAUCCAUUAAAUGGAAGCAUUUCACCUCUCAUUAUUAUUAUUGAUAAAUUGCUCUGUGUUAUUUUAGGGAGAGAAAUAGAAAAGUGUUUGUUUUUUAUAUCUAAUAGGAAUAACUAAAAAAAUAAUAAAAUUUUGAUUAAAAAUGUAA
Tribolium madens (black flour beetle) is the source of this 2649-nucleotide messenger RNA. RefSeq names its product high mobility group protein DSP1-like. Bases 210 to 1721 code for a protein of 503 amino acids. The transcript has 5 exons. Gene Ontology annotation, molecular function: DNA binding, bending. Gene Ontology annotation, biological process: regulation of transcription by RNA polymerase II. The record is from RefSeq and is a predicted model, not a curated record. Gene Ontology annotation, cellular component: nucleus. Lineage: Eukaryota; Metazoa; Arthropoda; Insecta; Coleoptera; Tenebrionidae.